AUGGCGGAUGGCGGAUCCGUCGGAUCAAAGGCUAGCGAUUGCGGCUUCUGGUGUCUGGUUACCAGUCGCCGGUUCGCCGAGGCGGUUUCGUCGCUGGCGAAGCCGAGAGAGGUGGUGCUGCGACCCAAGGAGGAGCAGGAUAUGGUGGGGUUCGGAUGGCGGGAAAUUCUGGGCCUGAAACAGAAGUCAUCGGGCAAUGCUGAGCUUGCUGCUGAGACGCAUCAGGUGUACUACGUCACGAAUCGCGUGUGCGAGAGGGAGGACGAGAAGAUGGGCAAGGUGUACGGCAAGCACAUGGACAGUGGCCUGCAUGUCGGUGUGGUGAAUGUGGAUUGUCCGAACGGCAAGCCUCAAGUGAAGCCGGAGGGGCAGCUUGUAACGAGUAUGGAUGCAGAGGCGUUCAAGCAGCGGCUGAGGGAGCAUGUGGCUCGCGAUGAGAACAAGGCAGUGCUCGUCUAUGUGCAUGGCUGCUUCACUGACUUCAGCCGAGGCAUGGGUUAUGGAGCAUUCAUGCAGCGUGGUCUCGAUUUCAACGGCCCCAUGGUGGUGUACAGCUGGCCCACCGUGGGGCGGCCGUCCGUGUCGGUGGGGCUGGGGGUGAUCAGCCUGUACCGCCAGGACGAGGUCACGUGCAUGCAGGCCGCUCCCGACCUCAGGGAUCUGCUCCAGAUGCUCUCAACCGAAGUGGGAGCCAAGGCGGUGCACGUGAUGGCAUACAGCAUGGGCGCGCGCACUCUCCUCGAGGCUCUCCGCCUGUCCGCGCUCUCCCCGCCGCACCUGGACCCAUUCCACGCCCGCACCGGCGUCACCUCCCACAUCUACUUCAUGGCUCCUGAUGUGGCCGCCCACUCCUUCUCCUCUGUUAUACGGAAAUUUAAGUUCCCGGGGAUUGCGUGGGAUGGAGAGGCGGAGGAAAAAAGUGAGAGGGCUCGCGGGGUUGCAUGGGAAGGGGAGGCGGAGGGACGAGAGAGGCAUGCUGAGGGUGCGUUGGAAAGAGGGGCAGAGGAGGGAGAAACGGGCUCUGGAGUUUUGGAUGCCAUACCCCCUUUGACCUUUCUCCAGCAAGCCUCAGCACCUUCCUCCCCAUCUGCCUCCGCACCUUCCUCCACACCUUCCUUCAUGCAUGAAUCAGAUGCGCGCAGUCACGAUUCCAUGAUAGAGAGGAUCGCAGACGUGUGGAACGUGGCCGGGGAAAGCACGUCAGGCUGGGUAACGCUACGGCAGGCUUGGCAGGAGGUUCGGGAAAAGGGGCUGAUGGAGGUUUGGAACGAGAUCUUCCACCCGCCAGGCCUUGCCGAACCUGGUGGCUAUGCGUCUGCCGAGGCUGUGCCGAGUCUUGUCGGCGGCGGCCCUGAGAGGUUUGGAGGUACAUCCGAGCCUGUUUUCCGAACCAGAGAGGCAGGAGGCAACGAGGCUGAGCACAGGUCGAGAAGUAUCAGGACUGGCAGUGCUUCUAACGCAUUUGAAGGGCCUAGAAAGCAUGUGCUUAACGGUUUACAGAUGUCUGAAGCAGCUCAGGAAGCAGCAGCGAGAAUGGGAGGAUCGUGUCUUGACAGCUCGUGUGCUUCUAAUGAAUGGGAGCGGGAGACGGGGAGGUCUAUGCCUGAUGGUGGCCGCUGGCAAGAGAAUCAUGCGUCUAUACGUGUAGAUUCUGUGUCUCGCAGUGUAGAUUCCCAGUCCAGCAGUUUAGAAUCUAGGUCAAGAGAAGGUGUAGGUGUAGGUAGAGAUGCGGUUCCGUUCCCGGGUGCGGAACGGCCAACAGAAUCAGCGGUCAGGCCACUGCAAUCAGCAGCAUCAGCAGGAGGAGGAGCAAGAGGAUCAGGAGCAGGAGAGCAGAGCAGCUCACAGCCAGCAGUGCGGGAGAAUGCGCAGGCAGCAGUGCGGGAGAAUGCGCACAUACAUCUGUUCACGGCUCGCAACGACAUUGCUCUGCUGCUCUCCGAAUUCAUGGAUGCCGGUAUUCCCAAGGUGCGUGCAGGGAGAGGUUCUGACGACUUCCUUUUAUGCUGCGGGCACAAGGCGUUUGAUACAGUCGAUGUCAGCGGCUUAAACAAUGGGCUGCUGAGCACGGGCCACUUCUACCUCUUCCACCACAUCCAUCAGCAGCAGCACCACUUGCCUCGCCUCUUGAGCCAUGUUCAGCCUCGUAUACGCCACGUUCGUUCUUCUUCCCUUGGGCCAGAGCUGAACCCGCCAGGCACGGCAGCAGCAGCAGCAGCAGCACACUCGAUUUGUCACCCGCUAGGAGUAGCGGCAAGCUGGGUACCAGUGCUUCUAGCCACAGCAACCCUCUGGUACGUACGCCUUUUGAGUCGACUCACCUUGUCUCUGUGCAAGUGA
Messenger RNA from Closterium sp. Naga37s-1, 2340 nucleotides. NCBI's taxonomy places the organism in Eukaryota, Viridiplantae, Streptophyta, Zygnematophyceae, Desmidiales, Closteriaceae. The record is from the annotation of a GenBank genome assembly.